Leishmania major strain Friedlin is the source of this 2121-nucleotide messenger RNA. RefSeq lists its product as hypothetical. The transcript has a single exon. Gene Ontology annotation, biological process: mRNA splicing, via spliceosome. Gene Ontology annotation, cellular component: catalytic step 2 spliceosome. The record is from RefSeq and is a predicted model, not a curated record. Lineage: Eukaryota; Euglenozoa; Kinetoplastea; Trypanosomatida; Trypanosomatidae. Gene Ontology annotation, molecular function: protein binding. The coding region runs from base 1 to 2121 and encodes 706 amino acids.
AUGUUGUCAUCGAUGGCGGAGGCCGGCGGGUUGGCGGACCCAGUAGAGGGCGCUGGUGGUACCGCCGCCUGCUCCGUCGCUGGUGCCCAGGUUGCCGCCGCUGCUGCAGCAUCCACCGCGACUCCCUUGGUGCCGACACGGUCGCCUGCCAUCAACCCUCACUCCAAGGUUGAAAUCCAGUUUACGCUGCCGACCACACGGGAGCACGUUGACGCAGACGAGUGUGACGCGUUCGGCUUCGAGGAAGAGUCGGAAGAUGACUACGCCGCCGACAUCCUUACGCAAGUCUUGAUGACGAUCAAGGACGUCGACCGCAAUAAUGAUCCGGAGGAGGCAGAUCUGGAGAUGCGUGGAAAGGAGUGGUACAUCUUCAUCCUCGACAGCGGCGACGCCCGCCAGGCAGCAGCGGCUCUAAAGGCGAAGAUGUCGCAGCUGACGGACAACGAACUGCGUGUGAUGCUGAACGGCUUGGCCAGUGCUAUCAUCUAUCACAACACCUGGGCCGCUGUCUUGCACUUGGGGAUCCAAGAGAAGGCAACGCUGCGCCAUCUGGUCCUGCGCAUUGUCCUGAAGAUGCUCGUCGCGCACCGCUGUGUGCCGUGCGAGGCAGAGAAGUACGUGGCGGUUCUAGUAAAGAUGCUUAUCGUAGGCUGGGUAAGCAUGAAGGGGACUAUCGACACCGUCGAACUGUGCCUGCAGCACGAUGAGCUUAUCCAUGUCGGGCUGCGCAUCGUUGAGCACAGUUUCCAUAAGUCGCGAAGAGUCGUAGAACUUCGCGCCGCCUUAGCGACUCGGCCGCGUCUUGCGCGGCGCCUCGCGGAGCUGUACGCCACGGAGCCACGGUUUGAAGUGGAUGUGGCGCUUGUCACACGCUGGUGGCGCGGGACACCGCCGACAAUCUACUGCUCCGUGCCGAUGGAGAACUCCCAAGGGGAUUCGCUGUCGAACUCCGUGACGUGCAUGGCGUACUUCGGCGUCCGUGAUGAGGUGGUGACAGGUGACAUGAGCGGCGCAGUCACUCUUUGGGGUCCGCCGGGGUCGUCCCGUCAGCCGUCGGCCAAGAACCCGUUAGGGUUCCCGCACGUGAGCGUUCGCCCCCGCGGCGUCGUGCCGCUGCCGAUGAACUGUGUCCCUGUCGCGAUGGCUGGCCAGCGCUUGGAUGGGCAAUACCUUGCUAUUGCCGGCAUGCCAUUUAAGUCGCGCAAGCCGUACUCGAAGUACUGUGGGCGACCGGCCGUUAGGCCAUCCUCGACUUCGGCGGCUGCCACCGCGAUGGCGGCCGCCGAUGGUGCGGUGGACGGAGCGGGCGUGGCAGGGGAUGCGGCGAGCAUGGCGACAGGGGCGGCGGUCGGCACAGGCAGCGCCGGCGCUAUCAUCGUCAUCACAUGCAACGAGAACUCGAUCCGGUGGAACAAGGGCGAGAUCGUCCUGCGACCGCCAGGAAUUGCCCUGACCGCGAUCACGGCGUUCCGCAACUCUAUCGUUGCCGUGGGCGAGAGCGCUGUCAGCGCCGCGGCCGCUGGUGGGCCUGUGGCGGCGGGGAUGUUGGGCGGCAACGUCAGCGCCCCUCACAGACUUAGCUUUGUCGAUGUCAUGAGCGGCAGCGUCAUGCGCCAAAUUCCAAAGGCGCAUGACGACUACAUCACCGCGCUGACAGUGCUCGAGGAGAGCAGCUACGUUCUGCUCUCCGGUGGCCGCGAUGCCGCGGUGAAGAUGUGGGACCCGCGCUCGCGCGAGGACACCCCUGUCGUCAACACAGCGCUCUGCACCGGCGCGCUCCACCACGAAACCACCAUCUCCUCGAUCUACACGACCGGCUACAACAUCAUCACGACCGACGUCUACGGUGCCAUGAUCGUGUGGGACCUCCGCAGCAUGGCGGCGCCCUACAAGCGGCACCAAUUCGCGUACCCUAUCGCAGAGGCUACGCUCAUUCAACAGAAUCGUGCUGCACUCGCCACGACGCGCGGUAUCGUGACGGUCGCGCUUGACACGCUUGCGCCACAGGACCUGUACUACGAUAAGGGCAUCUGCACCCGCUUGCUGGCGAACGACGCCGGUAACCUCCUUUUCGUAGCGCGGGAGGGCAAGCUGGACGUGUUUGCCGUGUCGAACUUCUAA